AGGGAUUAUCUAAGUAAUCAAUAUGGACAAUAUGAUCAAAAUAAUUUUAUCGACAUAAGGGGAUCAAAAAAACAAAUUUUACAUGCUAGUAAACCUAUUAGUAGUAUAACAAAUCCUAGUUCUAGAUCUACUCAUAUUAAUAUGAAGGAUGAUAUUAAAUUUAAAAAACUUCCAGUAGAUUAUAGACCAAAAUCUACAAAUAAAAACCUGACUAUGUUUUACCACCAACUAAAAGAAUUUGUUGAAUCUAUAUUACUUUAUGGUAUUCCCUAUGACGAAGAAAUGAUGAAAAUAAAUUUAAAUAUACAAAAAAGAUAUAUUUCUGCAAAAAAUUGUAGUGUCCUUAUUCAUGAUUCUAUGUAUAAAUUAUUAGAUAUCUCUACAAAUCUACUUAAAUAUUAUCAAAAUAUCAUACGCAUAGAGGUUCCAACUAUAUUAGAUAAACUAGCAUAUGAAAAUGUUAGACAAUUUUUAAAAAAAUCUUCUAAAAAAGAAUUAGAGAAAUCUGGUAAAACUCAAAAAGCAAUAGAAUUAACAAGUAUGAUUUGUGAAGCUAGAGCCAAAUCUGUUAUAAAGUCUAUUUUAGAAAAUAGAUCUGAUUGUAUAGUUGAGAUAACGAACUUAUUUAAUAAUAUAAAUAUUACAGAAAAUGAAGAAAUAAAAUAUAUUAAAUUUCAACGUAUAGAAGAACAAAAAAAGGAAUUUGAAAUUCAAAGACAAAGAGAAUUUGAAAUUCAAAGACAAAAAGAAGAAGAAUUUCUUAGACAACAAGAAGAAAAUCAAAGACUACAAAACAAUAUACUAAAUCA
Messenger RNA from Scutellospora calospora, 809 nucleotides. NCBI's taxonomy places the organism in Eukaryota, Fungi, Glomeromycota, Glomeromycetes, Diversisporales, Gigasporaceae. The record is from the annotation of a GenBank genome assembly.